GUUUCUCCCCCAGAGCAAUUGAAGGGUUACAUUUUAUGGUUAAGGGCAACACAAGACUUUUCACUCAUUGAAGAAGCAAGGAAGGCAUAAUCUUGUAAAUCAGACUUGAGCCUUGGUUUGCAGUAUGGAUUCAAUUUCGUCUGUCAUUGGAACCUAUGUGAACUGGGAUGUCCAAAGUUUCCUUCUCUUCACUGCCAUUUUUAUCCUCACUGCAGAUUAUAUUAAGAACCGCCGGCCGGCCAGCUUCCCUCCAGGACCUUGGGCUCUACCUAUCAUUGGCAACAUUUUCUCAGUGGACCACAACAGGACCCAUGAGAGUAUGACCCAGCUAGCAGGGAAAUAUGGAGAAGUGUACAGCCUGCGGAUGGGGCAGGAGUGGUUGGUUGUCUUGAAUGGGUUUGAGGCUCUGAAAGAAGUUCUUGUAAAUCAAGGAGACAGUGUGGCUGACCGGCCACCCCUCCCUCUGCAUAUGGAUAUGAGCAAAGGACUAGGUGUCAUUUUAAGUAGUGGGCACUUGUGGAAGCAGCAGAGGCGUUUCGCACUUUCAACCCUCAGAAAUUUUGGAAUUGGCAAGAAGUCCCUUGAACCUGUUGUUUUGGAUGAAUUAAACUAUUGUUUAAAAGAAUUAAAUGGGUAUAAAGGUAAGCCCUUCAAUCCACACCUCAUCCUCAGCAACGCUAUCUCCAACAUCAUCUGCUCCCUGGUUUUCGGGCAUCGCUUUGAGUACACUGAUGAGAAGUUCAGGAAACUGAUUAUGUACUUUGAAGAAGUACUUCGAUGUCAAGUAACAAUUUGGGCACAGUUUUACAACUCAUUCCCUCGGCUGAUGAGACGUUUGCCAGGACCUCAUCAGACAUUUCUGCUCAUUUGCAACGAUAUCAAGGUUUUCAUAAGAGAAGAGCUUAAGAAGCACAAACAAAACUGGGAUUCCUCGGAUCAAAGAGACUUCAUCGACUGCUACCUGAAUGAGAUACAGACGAAUAUGGGAAGAGCUGACAACACUUUUGAUGAGGAAAACCUGAUUGAGUGCGUCUUGGAUCUUUUCGUGGCCGGCUCUGAGACCACAUCCACAACCCUGCGCUGGGCUUUCCUCUACAUGGCCACGUACCCAGAGAUCCAGGCAAAAGUCCAGGCUGAGAUAGACAGAGUGAUUGGACAGUCCAGACAGCCAUCAAUGGAAGAUCGUGUAAGCAUGCCCUUUACAGAUGCUGUCCUCCACGAAAUCCAGAGAAUGAGCAACAUAGUUCCUCUCAGUGUGCCUCAUAUGACCAACAAAGAUAUCCAGCUGGGAGGCUACACAAUCCCGAAGGGAGUUACAGUCAUUCCCAAUUUGACCUCGGUGCUUUUUGACCAGACUAAGUGGAAGACGCCUUUUACCUUCAACCCAGGACACUUUCUGAACGAGGAGGGCAAGUUUGUGAAACAAGCUGCUUUCAUCCCUUUCUCUGCAGGUAAGCGGCUGUGUCUUGGUGAGAACCUGGCAAAGAUGGAACUUUUCCUUUCCUUCACCUCUUUUAUGCAGCACUUCACCUUCUCAAUGCCUGCUGGGGUAAAGCCUGUGUUGGACUUUGUCUUUGGGGUCACUCUGGCACCAUGCCAGUAUGAAAUCUGUGCAACCUCACGCUUAGAAAAGCUUUUUUUCAUCCUCACAACAGAUUUUAUCAAAAACCGCCAGCCGGCCACCUUUCCUCCAGGACCAUGGGCUUUUCCGAUCGUGGGCAACAUGUUCUCUGUAGACCACAACAGAACACAUCAGAGUAUGAUGCAGUUAGCAGGGAAAUAUGGAGAUGUAUACAGCUUGCGUAUGGGCAAGGUGCCGAUUGUGGUCUUAAAUGGAUUUAAGGUUUUUAAGGAAGCUCUUGUAAAUCACGGACACAGCCUGGUGGACCGCCCAGUGAUGCCUUUGACGAAUGAACUAAACUAUGGACUGGGUAUUAUAUCCAGCAAUGGGAACUUAUGGAAGCAGCAGCGGCGUUUUGCACUUUCAACCCUCAGAAAUUUUGGACUUGGUAAAAGGGCGCUAGAACCUGUCAUCUUGGAGGAAUUUACCUAUUGUUCAAAAGACCUUCAUAGCUAUAAAGGUGUGCCAUUUAAUCCGCGCCCCAUCAUCAACAACGCUGUCUCAAACAUCAUCUGCUCCCUGGUUUUCGGACAUCGCUUUGAGUACACUGAUGAGAACUUCAGGAAACUGAUUAGCUUCUUUGAAAAAUCUCUUCAGAUACAAAUGUCACUCUGGGCAUGGUUUUACAACUCAUUCCCUCUGCUGAUGAGAUAUUUGCCAGGACCACACAUCACAUUACGGCACAUCUUCAAUGACAUAAAGGACUUCAUAAGAGAAGAACUUAAACAGCACAAACAAAACUGGGACCCCUCAGACCAAAGAGACUACAUCGACUGCUACUUGAAUGAGAUACAGAUGAGUGAGGCCCAGACUGACAACACUUUUGAAGAGGAAAAUCUUGUCAUGUGUGUCUUGGAUCUGUUUGUUGCUGGCUCUGAAACCACUACCAGCACCCUACUCUGGGCUUUUCUCUACAUGGCAAAGUGUCCUGAGAUCCAGGCAAAGGUCCAGUCUGAGAUACAUGAAGUAGUUGGAAAGUCCAGAGAACCAUCAACAGCAGAUCGUGUAAACCUGCCUUAUACUGAUGCUGUCCUCCACGAGAUCAUGAGAAUGAGCAACGUAGUACCUCUAAGCCUGCCUCAUAUCACAAACCAUGAUAUACAGUUGGAAGGAUACACAAUUCCAAAGGGAAUCACAGUCAUUCCCAAUCUGACUUCGGUGCUAUACGACAAGAAUGAGUGGGAGACCCCCUUUACCUUCAACCCAAGACACUUUCUGAAUGAGGAGGGGAAGUUUGUGAAGCCAGCUGCUUUCAUUCCUUUCUCUGCAGGUAAGCGGCUGUGUCCAGGGGAAGGCCUGGCCAGGAUGGAACUUUUCCUCUUCUUUACCUCCUUCAUGCAGCACUUCACCUUCUCUAUGCCUGCUGGGGUCAAACCUGCAAUGGACUCACAGUUUGGCAUAGUUCUGUCACCCCAUCAGUAUGAAAUCUGUGCAACCUCAAGUUAAGAGAAGCACUAAUUGACAAAAAAAGUCCAAAAAGUAAUUGGCAUAAUGUUUUUUUUUUUUGUCCUUAAGAUUGCGUGACUGCUUUAUGGUACAGAAUAUUUCUAUUUAAUUCUUUGCUUUCAUUAUUAAUUCCACGGCAUGAUGUUUAGUAAUGAUAUCUCUUAAGGCUUUAAAAGUAUCCCUAUUAGCAAACAAUCAUUGAAACUAA
Molecule: messenger RNA, 3275 nt
Organism: Labrus mixtus (cuckoo wrasse)
Lineage: Eukaryota; Metazoa; Chordata; Actinopteri; Labriformes; Labridae
Product: cytochrome P450 2J2-like
Exons: 18
Coding region: 125-3067 (980 amino acids)
Biological process (GO): xenobiotic metabolic process
Cellular component (GO): cytoplasm; intracellular membrane-bounded organelle
Molecular function (GO): heme binding; iron ion binding; oxidoreductase activity, acting on paired donors, with incorporation or reduction of molecular oxygen, reduced flavin or flavoprotein as one donor, and incorporation of one atom of oxygen
Source: RefSeq, a predicted model, not a curated record